CGUCUCCUCAUAGCAUGCAUCAUCAGCUAGCCGCCCAAAUCUGGUCUGGGCCACCAACGAGCUCACCAGGCUCACCGGAAAUAUGACGAGCGACAGUCGAGACAUGCGCCCACGUGUGCCGCACCCCGCAUUACUUCUACCCCUCCUGGCACCAUAGCUCCAUAGCUAGCUCUGGGCGAUACCGGGGUUAUGCGUUGCUAUAUGUGUAGAGCGCGCCGUCGGCAUGCUUGCGCUCUGUUUCUGCUCUCCUCUGCCUCUCUUGAUCCAAUUCCCUCCUUCUAUUGAAUUCUCUCAUUCGUCGCGUUGUAACGAGCCACUGAACGCCCCAAAGCACCAUGUCUGACUGGUCGGAUCUUACCGCGGCUCUUAAAGGAAGCUUGGACAAGCUCUCUAAGCUUCUCCAAUCCGAUGCACAGCUCAAAGCCUUUACGACUUCGGAUGCCAUUGACAAGGAUGUGACGUUCGGCAUCAAAUCAAGCGGUUCUGACAACACUCUCCUUGUCACAGUCACCAACGGCAGCGCAAAAGCCAGCACCGGCUCUUCGAAAGAUGCCUUGUUCACGCUCUGUGCUCUGCCCGAGCAAUGGGAGCAGCACUUCAAAGCAGUCCCGGCCAUGCCGUACCAGAGCUACUGGGGAAUGUUCGGCAUGAACAUCAAACAGAAAGGCAUUGAAGUCUUGGGCGACCAGACAGCCUUUGCGCAAUGGACGCAUGUCUGGAGGCGCGUCCUCGAACUCACACACGACGCGCAUUGUGGACCGAUGAAGGAGGAGGAGCAAACCGAACCCGAGCGCGACUUCCUUACUGGCAAGUACCUGUACCUCGAAGCUCCCGUAUGGGGUAGGUGCAAAACCUUCUACGAGUACUCUGGUGAAGGAAAGCAGCCCAUUGUCUUCCUACAUACCGCUGGUAGUGAUAGCCGGCAAUACCACGGUGUCAUGAAUGACGCGAAGAUGCGCAAGAAGUGCAUCAUGUACGCAUUCGACUUGCCAGGGCAUGGACGCAGCUUCCCUUCGAAGAACUACUCCCCGGGCGCGCACACGAACACAGAAGACAGCUAUGUGGGCAUCAUCACGGCUUUCGUGAAGGCCCUAGGCUUGCGAAGACCGAUUAUUUGCGGCGCCAGCAUGGCUGGUCAAGUUUGUCUGGCAGUUGCGAUCCGCCACAGGGAGGUUGGCGCUGCAGGAGUCAUUCCGCUACAAGGUUCUGAGUACCUCAACAUGGAGCGACAAUGGCAUGAUCGCUCUCCAGUCAUAAAUCAGUCGCUCUUCAACCCGGAAUGGAUCUAUGGCAUGAUGUCUCCAACCACGCCCCAUGUGAACAAGCAACUCAUAUGGCACACAUACAGCGCGCAAGCCUACGGAAUAUUCCACGGCGACCUCGACUUCUACUUCGGAGGCUGGGACGGACGUUCACGCGUAGCCUCGAUCGAUACCCAGAACUGUCCGGUAUACAUGUUGACCGGCGAGUACGAUUGGUCCAACACCCCAGAGAUGGGACAGAAGACGGCAGACAAGAUACCCGGAGCGAUGCACAAGGCGAUGCCGGACCUCGGUCACUUCCCAGCGACUGAAAACCCGGCAAAGUUCGUGCCGCAUCUUAUCGAGGCGAUCGAUCAUAUACUGAAGAUUCGAUCGCAUAACUUGAGUACCAUGCGGUUGGGUGAUGGUACGGACUAGACAUACAUUGUCCAGCCAUCUCCCGGCAUGUAGCGAUAAUACCUUGUUUAUGCACGAAUAUAUCUACUUCUCUUGAUGGUUCAAUUGACUUUUCACCCCAUCCGAGGGAGAAUCCGAACAGGUGCCCCGAAGUCUACAUUGCCCCGAAAACCUAAGUUUGUAUAUUGUCUAUGGCAAUGUAACCUUCUAAAGUUUUGCUCAGUAAUUGUAUUUCGCAGAAAUAGCUGUCUAGUUUUUCCAUUGAGUGGCGUGUUUUCCUCCGCGACGCAUCUCAAUCUUUCACCUCACUCAAGGAAAAGGCUGUACACUUUGAAGCCUACAUCAAUGCUGAGCCUUCCACAUCG
Alternaria rosae is the source of this 2023-nucleotide messenger RNA. RefSeq names its product Alpha/Beta hydrolase protein. Lineage: Eukaryota; Fungi; Ascomycota; Dothideomycetes; Pleosporales; Pleosporaceae. Bases 336 to 1679 code for a protein of 447 amino acids. The transcript is spliced from 4 exons. The record is from RefSeq and is a predicted model, not a curated record.